Messenger RNA from Fusarium falciforme, 2160 nucleotides. RefSeq lists its product as hypothetical. The transcript is spliced from 4 exons. The record is from RefSeq and is a predicted model, not a curated record. Bases 1 to 2160 code for a protein of 719 amino acids. NCBI's taxonomy places the organism in Eukaryota, Fungi, Ascomycota, Sordariomycetes, Hypocreales, Nectriaceae.
AUGGAUCCCCUCUCGAUCUUUGGGGCCGUCGCGGGCGGCAUCUCGGUCACGUCUGAGAUCGUCAAGGCCCUCGACAAGGCCAUCUCGACGGCCUCAAGGGUCAAGGAGGCGCCUGACCUUGCUGUAUCGACCCUCCGCGAUGUCUCAAUGAUGCGCCUCACCAUGGUCCGCUUCCAGCAGCUCCUCGACUCGCAGAGACUUGACGACCAGAGAAGCAUCUACUUCUCCCUCGACGACGCCCAGAAUGUCUUUCUCGGCUGCGUCACGUCGCUGGAUCAGCUGGAGAACCUGCUUAGGCCGCUCUCUGAUCCAAGGCUGCAGAGCCUGGAUAUUAGUGAUCGGCUGGAAUGGGCCAUGAAGGACAAGCGCAUCAACCAGCUAGCCCAGCGUGUGCGCGAUGCUCAAGCAUCACUGAAUUUGAUGCUUACCAUUAUGCAACACGAGUCCCUCAUUGAAGCCCGUGAAGCCAUCGCCGACCUGUCGGAGAUUUGCAAGAGGAUCGCCCCGGACGUCGCCCAUCUCAAGCGUAGAAGCAUCGAAUCUAUUCCGAGCAUUCAAAGCAGCAGAGAAAGCGUCCAAAGCGACGAUGCAUCCACCAUCAGACCAACGCCCCCCAAGAGGCCAGAAUCCAUCGCCAUCCCCACCCCCCAGAGCGACGCCCCCAGCUCUCGAUUUGCCUUUGAAGAGACGCUGGAAGCAUCCAGGCCCUAUAGAAGGGUCCCAAGUGGUGUUGAUGAAGUCUUUUCCUAUCGUUCCUCGGCGCUGAACAUGCGUGCCCUUUCACUGCUCUCGGAGCUCACGAGGCGCAGCUUGGGCAACAUGUCGACAAUGUCGUUUGUCGCCCUGCCCAUCUUCUGCAACGAUCUAUCCAACCCUCAACACUACACAUUUGGCGACGGGAACGAUACUGAUAAGCAACCGGCCCCAGCUAUCGAGCUUAACAAGUUUCCCUCACCGCCUCCAAACCGACCUCUGCCACCAACACCAUACUUGACUCCUCCCACAACACCACAAAGUCCUUCUCCAUCAACAAAGGCUAGCAUGUGGGGGAGGCUCAAGGUCAUGAGAAGACCAUUCGAAUCCGAAACCGCUCUAGUCUACCCUUCCAGUCCAAGCCUCGAGACACCUCUCAGCAUACGAAAUAACAUACCUUCGAUGGAACAGUUGAGCCAGCUACAAUUGAAGAACAGUGAAUGGCACCUUUGCCAUGGCGCAGGGGGGCUACCUUGCCACGGCGCGAUCGACAUGUCGCUUUGUCUAGAGUUCCCUUCAGAACAACUAUACACUUCCCAGAUAGACUUAGCCAGGUCCAAAGGCUUCCUCGACCAGUUCUACUGCAAAGGGUGCGAGUCAACUUUGGCCUACAUCGUCUCGGCGAGACGACCAGGGUGGUCGUCAUUUGAGCUCUGGUGUGGCUCAGAAGCUUGCCUCAGUGCCAACCCUGACUUGAAGCCGUGUGCUAGAUACGCACGCAGCAUCAAGGCUGGCUAUACAAUAGAUGGCUUCCUGGGAUACCGCAAUCUCGCCAGGAACGAGGUCAAGUGCGCUCGAUGCUUCUUCCUCUGUCCUGCUUGCGAGAUGAAGAGGCGAGGAGUUGACGAGAGUAGUCUACUCCAGUCUGAUCAAGACGAUAUCAAAGACGAAGAGGAUGCAGAAGCGUCUGACGACGCGCUUUGCUUAAUACUAGACGAGUUUUUGCCCCCUCGGGGACGCACAUUUGAAUAUCCUAGCACGCCAACAACAUCAGAUUCUGGAGACAGCACCUCACAGCUAGAUCAACGCACUCAGCUGCUGCAAGAGGGAUGGGGCGUAUCCGAGCCCUCUGUGGCUAUACCCGAAGAGAACCAAGGCGCCCUAGAGUUAGGGAGAGACAUUCUUUCCGUCAGGGAGGAGACAAAGGCAGAUUGGGGCAUUAGAAUCGAGUAUCCGGGCGUCCACUUUCACGGGGGACACAGUAAUCCCACCGGUUCUCUUGCUCUAGCAUUCCAAACAUUGAGGAGCCCGGGUUUGUCUUCGGAGCCCGUUACGGACGAGGAUACGGAGACGAUGUCAUUGCCAGAAGACGCCGAAGAUGAAGUGUCUGGCCCUGAUGACUUUCCACCACGGGAAUCAUUCUAUGAAGAACUGGAUGAGAUAGUAAAAGAGUCGGGAGGUAUUUGA